This is a messenger RNA of Pogona vitticeps (central bearded dragon), 1065 nucleotides long. The record is from RefSeq and is a predicted model, not a curated record. NCBI's taxonomy places the organism in Eukaryota, Metazoa, Chordata, Lepidosauria, Squamata, Agamidae.
UAUGUCACUUUGACAGGCGAGGUGGGUUGAGAUUCAUUGUAAACUGAAACUUGGACUGGCUUUGUAAGCUCGUCAAGGUAUGCACUUCUCUACUAGAGAACAUCUCUAUGGGCACAGGAAUCUGCCCCCCCAGUCCCAGACCUGGACGGCCCCUCCCCCGCUCUUCCCCGGGAGCGCGCCAGUUCUCGCGAGACUAGGGAAGCCGGAGCCUCGAGGGGCGGCGCUGCACGAGCCGACCGCGCGCUGGAAGGUGAUCAACAACUUACAGUCAGUGCAUCAUUAUGAUGAAAGAGAAGCUCACAUGAUUUGUCAUAUAUUUCAAGUCAAACUUCUCAAUGAGUGCUAUAAUCCAGCUAAGAUGUCUAUUACUGACCGCCGGAUUCAACACUGGGAAGAAGCUAUACAAGAAGUAAUGGGUGGGACAUCAAAUCAGGAUCUGGCUACAGAAUGUUAUUUCCUUUGGAAAACUACCCGUCUGCAGCAUUUGACCUUGACAGAGGAGACCCAAAAGAUGCUUAGGGAGCUCAGAAAGGAGUUCCAACUGCUUCUGCUAACAAAUGGAGUUGCACAGAUCCAAAGGGAAAAGAUUGAAGCUUGUGCUUGCCAGCCAUAUUUUGAUGCCAUUGUUGUAGGAGGAGAACAAAAAGAAGAAAAGCCAGCAUCAUCUAUAUUUCAUCACUGUUGUGAACUUCUAGGAGUUCAGCCUGAAGACUGUGUGAUGGUUGGUGAUUCUCUAGAUGCAGAUAUUCAGGGAGGCCUGAAUGCAGGUUUGAAAGCAACUGUUUGGGUAAAUAAAACUGCAAUGGCCCCAAAAGACACUUCUCCAGUUCCUCACUAUAUUAUUCCUUCUGUUCUUGAUCUUCCUGGACUUUUUUGUUCUUUAAAAGAUACUAGUGAAGACAUUAAAAAGGUGGCUGAUAUUUCUGGUAUGUGUGAGACAUCUACAAAGGAAUCUAGGACUUUAGCAUGCAAGGGUUCAUGUUAAAAGGCCACUUACAUAUGUGCAGUUUAUAUUGAUUUAUUUUGAAUGUUCUAUAUUCUAUUAAAAAACCUACACCACUUGUA